Messenger RNA from Limanda limanda (common dab), 1014 nucleotides. Its product is annotated as globoside alpha-1,3-N-acetylgalactosaminyltransferase 1-like. Bases 1 to 1014 code for a protein of 337 amino acids. The record is from RefSeq and is a predicted model, not a curated record. Gene Ontology annotation, molecular function: hexosyltransferase activity. Gene Ontology annotation, cellular component: Golgi apparatus; vesicle; membrane. NCBI's taxonomy places the organism in Eukaryota, Metazoa, Chordata, Actinopteri, Pleuronectiformes, Pleuronectidae. The transcript is spliced from 6 exons. Gene Ontology annotation, biological process: carbohydrate metabolic process.
AUGAAGUCCGCUGUGAGGACGAACAACGCAGUUGUCAUGUUUCUAGACAGCGUAGAGAAGGUGAACACGGUGGUGGCGAACGGGAUUGAAGUGAACGAUACGUUCGUAUCUGUUCUGCCUCUCGCCACACCGGCGGUUAAAGUGAAUCGGCAACCGCCGGUGUCGCCUAUGCCAGGAGACGCCCCUGGUCGUACUGACGUGCAGACGAUGACGUCCUGGUCGGUUCCAGUGGUUUGGGAGGGAACCUUCGACCCGGUUCUCCUCGACAGCCACUACCAAGCAAAGAACCUCACCAUCGCAGCCACUGUGUUCGCCGUGGGAAAGUACAUUAGGUUCCUGAAAAAGUUUCUGGAGACCAUGGAGCAGCACUUCUUCACUGGUUUCAAUGUGCAUGUGUUCGUCUUCACUGACCAGCCAAACGAGGUGCCCAAAGUCAAAAUGGCCAGCGGAAGACAGCGGACAGUGAAAACAGUGCCCACCCUUAACCGUUGGCAGGAUAUCAGUGCUAGCAGGAUGCUUCUGGUCCUGACCCUAAUAGAGGAGGAGCUUCGUGACUACGCCGACUUCAUCUUCUGUCUGGAUGUGGACUCCGAAUUCCACGGCCGAUGGGGCACGGAGUCAUUGGGAGAUCUGGUCGGUGUGCUCCAUCCAGGUUACUACAAAAGUGACCGCAGCGGAUUCCCCUAUGAGCGGCGGCCAAUCUCCAAAGCCUACAUGGCUCCUGAGGAAGGGGACUUCUACUACUGUGGGGGGGCAUUUGGAGGCAACCUGCAGGAGGUAGAACGGUUUUGCCAAACCUGCUCCAUCAACUUUUGGGAUGAUCGUAUAAAAGGCAUCGAGGCAGCCUGGCAGGAGGAGAGUCAUCUUAACAGGUAUAUGUGGAUCAAUAAGCCCAGUAAGGUUCUGUCACCUGAGUACCUGUGGCAAGACUUUUUAGCCCGCAACCCUGAAAUCCACCUCAUCAGGUUCUCUGGAAUUGUGAAGAACUACGCAGAGAUCCGACCGAAUGUCUGA